GGCUCCUAGAUACAAACUCUUCAGUAGCAGAAAAAUCUGAUCAAUACUUUGCUGAGCUGCACGAAUUCCGACAGGCCAACAAAGAAGCGUGUAUUCAUGAGCAGCACCUGGAGCCCAAGGCUCUGGAUUACAUAGUUCCUGAACAAGAACCAGAUUUGAUAACCCGUUCCCAUAAGUGUGUUCACUGUUAUCGAUUAAACCAGCGCCUCUUCACUGUCCCUGUGGAUUCAGAAUCUGCCUGCCCCAUGUGUAAGAUCCCACGUACUCACCAGCCCCCAGAAGUCCUGGAAGAGCCAGUCUAUGUCAGGGUCAGCAUUCCCAGAUCUACCCUUAUGCCUGCCUACAAAUACAAAGCCCAUCGCAGGAAGAGCUUUGAAGCGGCAGACAAUCUAGCAUUGCCUUCGCAUUGCCUGGCUGGCUGGGAAAAUACCAUCCCUUCCAGCAACCCCACGCUCAGCAGUUUGGAUUUGCGAGCUUCACUGGAAGAGAAGCCUUCUCACCAUCCUUGCCUGAACUCGGUGUCCAGAGUGUCAGGAGGAACCAGAACUGACCAGCUUCUGAACCUGACCCACUUGACACGCUUCAGAUUUAGCAGUGCUUCUCAGCAGAGGGAGCAAAACAAACCUGGACACUACAGAGCAACUCCAAAUUUAAAUCUGACUGCCUCAACUCUGUGA
Molecule: messenger RNA, 677 nt
Organism: Fulmarus glacialis (Northern fulmar)
Lineage: Eukaryota; Metazoa; Chordata; Aves; Procellariiformes; Procellariidae
Gene: MIIP
Product: migration and invasion inhibitory protein
Exons: 6
Biological process (GO): negative regulation of G2/M transition of mitotic cell cycle; negative regulation of cell migration
Source: RefSeq, a predicted model, not a curated record